Molecule: messenger RNA, 735 nt
Organism: Acanthosepion pharaonis
Lineage: Eukaryota; Metazoa; Mollusca; Cephalopoda; Sepiida; Sepiidae
Source: the annotation of a GenBank genome assembly
AUGAUAUCUACCGUAAUAUUUAAAGGAUGCUUUAUGCCUUGCAAUAAGCGACGACUGCUCCCGGGCGUAAUGGAAGCGACCUUGUGGUCUGCAACCGGCAGACGAAGAAAUCUUUACUUUUUCUCAUCCUGCAACGUCACUGUUUCCUCCGCGCGAGAAAGGCAAAAGACGCGGCGACGGUGUGACGUCUUUCGAUUCUCGACUACGUUCGUCUUAAGCUACUUGUCACCAUGUUGUUGUCGCGGAUUGGUCGUGAGAUGGCGUCCAUCUCGUGAUCGUGGCGGGCAGUGGCAGCAUUGUCUCUGGCUGCAGCGGGAUAUAUCUAAGAUUGUUCAUAUCUGUCUACCCCAAUCUGUUCAAAUCUAUCUAUCUAUCUAUCUAUCUAUCUAUCUAUCUAUCUAUCUAUCUAUCUAUCUAUCUAUCUCAGUUUAUAUCUAUCUAUCUAUCAUUGAUUAUCUAGUUUUCUUAUCUAUCUAUCCAUCUAUAUAUCUAUCUAUCUCUGUUCAUUAUCUAUCUAUCUCUGUUCAUUUUCUAUCUAUCUCUGUUUAUCUAGUUUUUUUAUCUAUCUAUCUAUCUAUCUAUCUAUCUAUCUAUGCUCAUAUCUAUCUAUCUAUAUAUCUAUCUAUCUAUCUCUGUUUAUUAUCUAUCUAUCUCUGUUCAUAUCUAUCUAUCAUUGUUUAUCUAGUUUUCUUAUCUAUCUAUCUAUCUAUCUAUCUAUCUAAAUAUUCUAAAUAG